AUGUAUAGGAUUUCUAGCAGAAGCCAACCGAGCUUGGCACUUCCAGCUCGCAACUUAACCAUCUCUGUGACAUUGAUCAUCGUCGCAUCGCUGUGCUGCUCCAGUUCUCGCUAUGGUGACUUUGUAUUUGAUGAUUCUGAGGCAAUAGUCAAUAACGAAGAUGUUCGAGAGGCACCUUUGUAUCAACUCUUUCAGAAUGACUUUUGGGGCACCAAAUUAUCUCAUAAACAUAGCCACAAGUCUUACCGACCCUUGACAAUUUUAUCCUUCAGAAUGCAUUACUGGUUUAAAGGAUACUUGGAUCCUACCGAUUUUCAUGCUGUGAACAUCAUUUUGCACAUCAUUGUCUGCAUUAUGACCUUAUUCAUAUUUGAAAUUCUUUUGGAUUGGAAGGAACCACAGAUAUCUUUUUGGGCUGCAUUAAUAUUUGCUGUACACCCUGUGCAUACAGAAGCGGUUGCUGGUCUCGUGGGUAGAGCAGAUGUUUUGUGUGGACUAUUCAUGUGGCUGUCGAUAUUAUCGUACUAUAAGUGCAUUCACUCCGAUUCUUUUAUUAUUCAGUAUAACUGUAUAGUGCUAUGCAUUAUGAACAGCGCUAUAGCAAUGUUCUGUAAAGAGACUGGCAUCACUAUUCUUGGUGUGUGCAUAAUUUAUGAUUUGAUUAUUGUAAACAAAGUACUGCCAACCGAUAUCUUAGAAGUCUUGAAACUAAGAUACUCAUGGAAUGAUGUAAAAAGAUUUUAUGAAAUAAAAUCAGCAUUUGUGAUCCGUAUUACAGUAUUAGUAUUGGCUGGCGUAUUACUUAUCUUAUUAAGAUUUAUAAUUAUGGAAUUUUCAAAACCAACAUUCAAGCCAGUAGACAACCCAGCGUCAUUUAUAGAUAAUCUUUAUUUGCGAAUUGUUAAUUACAAUUACGUCUAUUGCUUAAAUUUAUGGUUGCUGAUCUGUCCUGUGUGGCUAUGUUUUGAUUGGUCUAUGGGCUGUGUACCUCUUAUCAAUGGUAUAGAUUUGAGAAUUGGAUUCGUUAUAUUGUUAUGGUUAUCUUUUGGAGUAUUUUCUAUAUGCAUUUUUUCUAACAGAAAUUCUCAAUUAAUAAGAUACAUUCUAAUGAGCAUGGCUGUGUUAAUUAUUCCAUUUUUGCCAGCCAGUAAUUUAUUUUUUAAAGUUGGGUUUGUUUUGGCAGAAAGAACUUUAUACAUUCCUUCUGCUGGCUACUGUUUAUUAUUAGCUAUAGGUUUAAAACAACUUUCUGCUAAUGUGAUGUACCCUAAGAUAGUAUCAGCAUCCUAUUGUGCCUUACUCAUUGUAUUCUUUGCACGUUCCUGGAUGAGAAGCAGUCAGUGGAAAACAGAAACUGAAUUAUUUCAAUCUGGAUUGAAUGUUUGUCCUUUGAAUGCAAAAGUUCACUACAAUGUGGGUAAAAACGCUGCUGAUAGAGGACUCACUAACUAUGCUAAGUUAAAAUAUGAAGAAGCUAUAAAAUUAAAUCCUGACUAUGCCCAGGCUAUGAAUAAUCUAGGAAAUUUAUACAAAGAUGAGGAUGCAUAUGAUAAAGCUGAAGAACUUUUAAGUAAAGCUGUUGAAUUACAGAACAACUUUGCUGCAGCAUGGAUGAAUUUGGGAAUUGUACUCUCUGCGACUAACAAGUAUGAAGAGGCUGAAAAGAGUUACAUCACUGCUAUAUCACAGAGGAAUACGUACCCAGAUUGUUAUUAUAAUUUAGGACUUUUGUAUUUAUCUAAAAAAGAGUACGACAAGGCAUUUAAAGCUUGGGAAAUUACGAUCAAACAGAAACCACUGCAUCGUCGUGCUUGGAUAAAUACGAUUUUAUUAUACGAUAAUAUGGGAAAGAGAGAAAAAUCACUGGAAGUAGCAAAGAAAGCAUUACUUCUUAUUCCAAGAGAUCCUUCAAUACAUUUCAACAUAGGAAAUAUACUCGGAAAAAAAGGAAGCUUUGAAGAAGCUGAGCAUCAUUUUAAAAUAGCAAUAUCUGAAGAACCUAAUAAUCCAAGUUAUUAUACUAAUCUAGGAGUUUUAUACCACAGAUGGAAAAAAUAUAAAAAAGCUGAAAUCAUGUACAAAAAAGCCUUAAUACUGAAUCCACAUUCACAGACUGCUAAAGAAAAUUUAAAUAAAUUAAACAACAUUAAAUUAAAAACAAUAAUUUAA
Molecule: messenger RNA, 2169 nt
Organism: Nasonia vitripennis (jewel wasp)
Lineage: Eukaryota; Metazoa; Arthropoda; Insecta; Hymenoptera; Pteromalidae
Gene: Tmtc4
Product: transmembrane and tetratricopeptide repeat containing 4
Exons: 10
Coding region: 1-2169 (722 amino acids)
Biological process (GO): protein O-linked glycosylation via mannose; endoplasmic reticulum unfolded protein response
Cellular component (GO): endoplasmic reticulum
Molecular function (GO): protein binding; mannosyltransferase activity
Source: RefSeq, marked provisional